Molecule: messenger RNA, 321 nt
Organism: Piliocolobus tephrosceles (Ugandan red Colobus)
Lineage: Eukaryota; Metazoa; Chordata; Mammalia; Primates; Cercopithecidae
Product: 60S ribosomal protein L36a-like
Exons: 1
Coding region: 1-321 (106 amino acids)
Biological process (GO): translation
Cellular component (GO): ribosome
Molecular function (GO): structural constituent of ribosome
Source: RefSeq, a predicted model, not a curated record
AUGGUUAAAGUCCCUAAAACCCGCCGGACUUUCUGUAAGAAGUAUGGCAAGCACCAACCCCACAAAGUGACACAGUACAAGAAGGGCAAGGAUUCUCUAUAUGCCCAGGGAAAGCGGCGUUAUGACAGGAAGCAGAGUGGCUAUCGUGGGCAAACUAAGCCGAUUGUCUGGAAAAAGGCUAAAACUACAAAGAAGAUUGUACUAAAGCUUGAGUACGUUGAGCCCAACUGCAAAUCUAAGAGAAUGCUGGCUAUUAAAAGAUGCAAGCAUUUUGAAUUGGGAGGAGAUAAGAAGAGAAAGGGCCAAGUGAUCCAGUUCUAA